This is a messenger RNA of Melospiza georgiana, 7067 nucleotides long. RefSeq names its product nuclear receptor coactivator 3 (gene NCOA3). The record is from RefSeq and is a predicted model, not a curated record. The coding region runs from base 351 to 4640 and encodes 1429 amino acids. Gene Ontology annotation, molecular function: nuclear receptor binding; protein dimerization activity. Gene Ontology annotation, cellular component: nucleus. Gene Ontology annotation, biological process: positive regulation of transcription by RNA polymerase II; cellular response to hormone stimulus. Lineage: Eukaryota; Metazoa; Chordata; Aves; Passeriformes; Passerellidae. The transcript has 24 exons.
UGGCACCAGGCUGAGCCUGGCGGCUCCGGCCGCAAUCCCGGCGCGGACUACAAGUACCACGAGCUCCCGUCUGGGUACUCAGGUCCCACAAUACCUCACGCCGCCUGGUGUCUCCGCGUCGGUCGCGAUUUAAAUCCAGACAGUGAGGAAAAUGGCGGUGCGGGGCUGAGUGUGGGGGAGAUGGAGAUGUAGCUGAGCUUUGGCUGAUUUCCCAGGUAUUCCUACUGGCUUCUGCUCUAGCGAACACUGUGCUCGGAUGUGACUUAAAAUGAAUUCUGAUUCUGAAGGUCCUCUGAAAAAUAUGCAGUGCUUGAAUGUUUGCUAAGGACUACUGCUGAUGCAAGGUCAAGAUGAGUGAAUUAGGAGAAAACUCCUUAGAUAGUUUGACUAAUGAGUCAAGGAAGCGCAAGCCAUUGCCCUGUGAUACACAAGGUGCAAGUCUGGUCUGCAGUGGUGAGAAGCGUCGACGUGAGCAGGAAAGCAAAUACAUUGAAGAGCUGGCUGAGCUGAUAUCUGCUAAUCUGAGUGACAUCGACAAUUUCAAUGUCAAACCAGACAAAUGUGCUAUCUUAAAAGAAACUGUGAGACAGAUUCGACAAAUAAAAGAGCAAGGAAAAGCAGUUUCUAAUGAUGAUGAUGUUCAGAAAGCUGAUGUAUCAUCCACGGGUCAAGGAGUUAUUGACAAGGAUUCAUUGGGACCUCUUUUAUUACAGGCAUUGGACGGCUUCCUCUUUGUUGUAAAUCGAGAUGGGAACAUAGUAUUUGUAUCAGAAAAUGUCACACAGUAUCUGCAGUAUAAACAAGAAGAUUUGGUUAAUACAAGUAUGUAUGGUAUCUUGCAUGAAGAGGACCGGAAGGACUUUCUUAAAAACUUACCUAAAUCUUCAGUUAAUGGAGUUUCUUGGAGUAAUGAAGCACCAAGACAGAAGAGCCAUACAUUCAAUUGUCGGAUGAUGGUGAAAAGCUCUCAUGACCUCUUUGAAGAUGUAGGUGGCUACCAGGAUAUUCAUCAAAGAUAUGAAACUAUGCAGUGCUUCGCUUUAUCGCAGCCAAGAGCUAUGAUGGAAGAGGGGGAAGAUUUGCAAUCCUGUAUGAUUUGUGUGGCGCGUCGUAUCACAACUGCAGAAAGGGUAUUUCCAGGAAAUCCAGAGAGCUUUAUUACAAGACAUGAUCUUUCAGGGAAACUUGUCAACAUUGAUACAAACUCAUUACGAUCUUCCAUGAGACCUGGCUUCGAAGAUAUAAUUCGUCGCUGUAUUCAGAGGUUCUUAUGCCACAAUGACGGGCAGUCAUGGUCAAAUAAACGCCACUAUCAUGAAGCUUAUACACAAGGUCAUGCUGAAACCCCAUUAUAUAGAUUUUCUUUAGCGGAUGGUACAAUAGUGACAGCACAAACAAAGAGUAAGCUGUUUCGAAAUCCUGUAACUAAUGACCGCCAUGGAUUUGUCUCUACCCACUUCCUUCAAAGAGAACAAAAUGGAUAUCGGCCAAAUCCUAAUUCUGUUGGGCAAAACAUCAGAACAACUGUGACUGGAAACACAAAUUCUGUUAAUGGUCUUAUGAACAUGUCACCUGGUCAAGCCAUGCCAAUGCAGAACAGAAACUAUGGGAUGGGAGAUCCCAAUGCAGUGGGUCAGCUCACCAGCACUCGAUUUGGAAGCUCUGGGAAUAUGGGGCCAGUGAACUCUGGAACUGGCAUGCAGUCCUCUGCUUAUCAGAGUAACAGUUUUGGGUUAAAUAUAAGUAGCCCACCACAUGGCAGUCCUGGCUUAACUUCCAGCCAACAGAAUCUAAUGGUAUCUCCUAGGAAUCGAGGGAGUCCAAAAAUGAGUUCACACCCGUAUUCUCCAGUUACAGGUAUGCACUCGCCUAUGGGAUCUGCCAGCAACACUAGCAACAACACUUUUUCUAGCAGUUCUCUAAGUGCUCUGCAAGCCAUUAGUGAGGGUGUUGGAAAUUCCCUUUUAUCAACACUUUCUUCUCCGGGUCCAAAAUUGGAUAAUUCCCCAAACAUUAGCGUAACUCAGCAAAUUAAAACAAGUACCCAGGACUCCAAAAGCCCUUCUGGUUUGUAUUGUGAACAAAACCAAGUGGAAAGUUCCAUCUGCCAGUCAAACAGCAGAGAUCUCUUCAGUGAAAAAGAUAGUAAAGAGGGAAAUCUGGAGGCAUCUGAAAGUCAGAGAGGACCAUCUGAGAGCAAAGGGCAUAAAAAACUCCUUCAGCUACUUACGUGCUCCUCAGAUGAAAGAGGACAUUCUACAGCAUCAAACUCACCUUUAGAAUCAAAUUGUAAAGAAUCUUCUACCACUGUUGCCAGUCCUUCAGGAGUUUCCUCAUCAACAUCUGCAGGGGUAUCUUCCUCCUCAAACACGCAUGGGUCACUCCUGCAAGAGAAGCACAGGAUUUUACAUAAAUUGUUGCAGAAUGGUAAUUCUCCAGCAGAGGUGGCCAAGAUCACAGCUGAAGCUACUGGUAAAGACACAUAUCAUGAUGCUAGUAACACAACCUCUUGUGGAGAAGACACUGUCAAACAGGAACAACUAAGUCCAAAGAAGAAAGAAAACAAUGCUUUACUAAGAUAUCUACUAGAUAAAGAUGAUAUUAAGGAACCGCUUUCCAAAGAGCUGAAGCCUAAAGUAGAAGGUGUGGAUAAUAAGAUGGGACAAUGCACAAGUUCUGCAAUUCCCACUUCAAGUCAAGAAAAAGAGAUGAAAAUAAAAAUGGAGCCAGCAGAGGAGAUGAAUGGAAACUUGGAUAAUUUGGAUGCAAUUCUAGGUGAUCUUACUAGUUCAGAGUUUUACAAUAAUGCUAUCUCUGCAAAUGGAAAUAACCCUGGAACAAAGCAAGCAUUAUUUCAAGGAAAUGCCCUGUUGGGUGUGAAGAGUCCCCAGUCUGUGCAGACUACUCGCCCACCUUUUAACAGAGCCAUGUCUUUAGACAGCCCGAUGGGCUCAGGUGCUUCAGUGAGGAAUGUCAAUGCAUUCUCCAUGUUACAAAAGCAAAACUUGAUGGGUGGAAGUCCAAGAAUGAUUGAAAACCAAGAAAAUUUUGGAGCAAAUCUGGCAUGUGCUCCCCACAGAAAUGUGGCGAUGAAUCAGCAUCAGCCAGGAGACUGGGGUUUGCCAAACUCCAAAGUGAACGGAUUGGAAUCUGCAAGUUCUGCUGCAAUGUUGAGACCAGGAGCUGAAUUUAGUACAACCCUUCCGAGGCCCCCAGAGGCUGGCUCUGUGUCUGGGCUGCCUGUUCGCUCUAACAGCAUACCUGGUAAUAGGCCAAUGCUGCAACAGCAAAUGAUUCACAUGAGGCCAAAUGAGAUAAACAUUGACAUGGGAGGUAAUCCCUAUGGACAGCCUGGACCUUCUAAUCAACCUGGAUUGUGGCCUGACAAUAUGAUGUCCAUGGAGCAAGCGUCACGGGGUUCACAAAACAGACUACUAGUUAGAAGCUCUUUGGAUGAUCUCUUAUGUUCGGCACCAAAUAUGGAAGGCCAGAAUGAUGAAAGGGCACUUCUAGAUCAGCUGCACACACUAUUGAGUAAUACAGAUGUCACAAGUCUGGAAGAAAUUGACAGAGCAUUAGGAAUUCCUGAUCUUGUAAGCCAAGGACAAGCUUUGGAACCCAAACAAGAUUCAUUUCAAGGUCAGGAAUCUUCAGUUAUGAUUGACCAGAAGCCUUUGUUAUAUGGUCAACCCUAUCAAGGGCAAGGGGCAGCCAUGCCAGGAAGUUUUAGUAACAUCCAGGGACAACAGCCGUCUUUUAAUUCAUUGAUGAAUCAGAUGAGCCAACCGAGCAAUUUUCCUCUGCAAAGUAUCCAUCCCCGAGCAAAUGUGAUGAGACCUAGGACCAACACACCAAAGCAGCUACGCAUGCAGCUCCAGCAGAGACUCCAGGGACAGCAGUUUAUGAAUCAGACCCGUCAAAGUCUUGAAAUAAAAAUGGAAAAUCCAGUCAGUGGUACUAACUCAGUGAUGAGACCAGUUAUGCAGCCACAGGUGGGAUCCCAGCAGCAAGGUUUUCUUAAUGCUCAAAUGGUGGCUCAGCGUAACAGGGAACUAAUAAGUCACCAUUUUAGACAACAGAGGAUGGCAAUGAUGAUGCAGCAGCAACAUCAACCUCAGGCCUUCAGUCCACCACCAAAUGUGACAGCCUCAGGAAGCAUGGAUAGUGCUUUGACAGGCCCUCCAAUGGCUCAAGUUCCUUCACAGCAAUUCCCCUAUCCACCUAAUUAUGGAAUAAGCCAACAACCCGAUCCUGCAUUUAGUAGAGUAUCAAGCCCUCCCAAUCCAAUGGUGUCAUCAAGAAUUGGACCCUCCCAGAAUCCUAUGCUGCAGCAUCCUCAGUCAGCAACAAUGUACCAGUCCUCAGAGAUGAAAGGCUGGCCCUCAGGAAGCAUCCCCAGAAACAGUUCUUUUCCUCAGCAGCAGUUCAGCCAUCAAGGUAGCCCAGCAGCAUACAGUAUGAUGCACAUGAAUGGCAGCAGUGGCCAUAUUGGACAGAUGAGUGUUAAUACCAUGCCUAUGUCAGGACUGCCUCUGGGCCCAGACCAGGUCUCCUAUAAGGGAGAGGGAAACAAGUAUUUAUCUGUAUUUUCACCCCUCUGCACCCAUCAAGGAACAGCCAGGGUCUUUCCAAAGAAGUAAAAACCAAUGCACUUGAAAUAAUCUUAACUCCUAAGAAAAAACUAACCAAACUCCCAAAGCAAACACUUAUUUCUCUAGCGCCAGCUAGCAGCAGAAACUUGAAAAAUUUAAUUCAUAUGCUGUUAUCAACGUAGGCAACGAAAUUUCGCUCCAAGCUCAGAUCUGGCAGCAAGCUCAAGGAUUUAGCAGGGUUUCAAAAUCUUUUGCUGUCAUACAUAUAAAUAGCAAUCAUCCUCCUUCUUCCUUAGUGAUCCAUUUACAGAUGACAUACAUCCGUUUACAUCAAAAAUAGAGAUGUCGAGGAGAAAAAAACCCCAUACCUACCAUAAUUCUCAAACAGGACUGUAGUAAAAUUUACUGAGCUAACAACAUAUUUGCAAAGUCAGAGAACACUCAGGCAGAGGAUCUGUUAUAUACUGACUUAUCUUACAAAUUCCAUUAAAGAGCAAAGCUGCCCUGAUCUUGGAAUUAUGUUAAGAUAUUGUUUGAAGUCUACGACAGCUUUGAUGCUAGUGCAAGAUCCCUUUAGCAUUUCUGUUGGCUUCCAAGAUCAUACGCUUUUUAAAAAUACCGUUAUUAAUAACGAACACAUUUGAAGGCCCAUUACUGCUAAUGUUCGGGAAUGGAUAUAACAAAGUGACUUGCAUUGCCUAUGCUCCAAAAAUUGACUUGAUUGCAAAACAGAGCACAUCUAACUGGUACUACUCCUGUUAAUGAUGCAAUGAAAAAUUCUUAGUAAUUCCUACAAGAAGAUCACAAGGAAUGAAUUAGCAUGCUGAAAAAUCUUUGAAAUCACAGCUUUGCUCAGGCAUCUUUUGAUAUAAAGGGAUCUUCUCUUGCCUUCAGAAGUCAAAAUAACAACAUGAAAACAUAUUGAAAAUAUCAAGUACUAAUUAUUUCAUCAGAUCCAGCAAUUAAUGAGUCAGUUUUUUAUGAAUUCCGUACUUGCUCCCUGUCUUUUUCUGGACUGGUGCCAAUGAUCUUUUGUACAAGAAGGAAAAAUCAAUUUAAAAUUAUGCAAGAGAGAUUCUCUGCUUUUUGUAAAGCCCAGAAACAUCAGUGCAGAAAGAACAUAGCACAAUGUGUUUUACCCUAAGAAACAUGUUGGCUAUUCUACCCUUACAGAAAACAGUUUUUACUCCAGCAGAUUAUUUCAUAGCCACAUUAUUACUUCCUCUCUGUCAGCAAUUGCUCUUUAAGAUAAACUUUCUUAAUCAAAGUUUUCAUGCAUUAGCAAAACCACUGGUCUGAAAAAUUAUAAUCAGUUUCUAUGCUCACGUAAAUUGAAUCUUCAUAUAAGUCAACAGAUAUAUUGCUAUAUUAAUAUGGAAUAUUUAUUAAGAGUACUUUCCAAAUUUGCACACUGACAGGGUUUGGAGGAAAUGAAAAAUCCUUCCUUAACAGUCUGUCCAGUGGGUUUCACAGGUAGGGGAAGUUACCUUUUUUGCUAGAAACUAAAAAUUUAUUUACAUAUCCCCAUACUUGUUCCAAUGGGCAGGGAAGGAGCUUUCAAAUUUAACAGACGCAGCCUUAGUAUCUGCUGCUGCUAAGAAAUAUGCUAGGCCAUAGCAAAAGAAACACUGAGAAGUCAAAUCAAUUUUCAUUCCUUGUACUAAGAAUUCCAUCUGCAGCAGUAUAACUGGGAAGAAUUAUGUCAGAGUCAAUGUGUUGCUGCUGUCCAGAAUAGACAAAAGCAGCUUGAGAAAGAAACCUGUAUGUUUCAACAGGGGAGUGUAGAAAGAAAGCUUGCUUAACAGGCACAUACUCUCAGACACAAGCUUUUUGAGGGACGAGGUAGAGAAAUGUCUUCGGCUCUUCAGAAACUACCACAUAUGUACUUGUAUUAAAAAAAUAAACUAAUGCUAUAGAUGUUUUCAUCACACACAAACAUUUUUCUGAAGGUCUGAACGUUCACGUGGGUUUUCUUCAGUCUAUACUAGCCAACAGCUUCUCAAAAGAAAAGCAUUUGCUAACUUUUCUUGUAGCAUUUGAAAGGCUGCCCAUUCUUGCUAUAUCUGGUCAGAACUACCUUCACUACAGUGUUGUGCAUUUAACAGUCUUUCUUACGUUUUUCUCAUCUUUAAAACAAAUACAUGGAAGUAACCUCCUGACCUCAUUGCCUCUCUCCCCUUAGCUAGUCAUUUCCUCACACUUUAUUGCCCCUCACACACUGCAUAACUAAAAAGAGAAACUGUCCCCAGCUCAGAGAGCUGCUUAGCUAUCUAUUAAAUACUUAAGACAUUUGAGGACGCACAUAAACUGUUCUCCUGCAGCUAUUUUAUCUACACUCAUAUAUCUGUGGUUAAAAGAAUUAGAAAUCUCAGAAAAAUACUGUGAGUGGAAGAGAGAAUUUAAUGUCAGAUACAACAGGCAUCUUCUACCAAACCUGUUACAUCACUCCCCCACAAUAAAUAUUUUUCAACUAUU